CCUCGCUAUUCAUCUUGACAACUGGAGACAGUUGCCCGCAGCGAUAUCCAUCAAAUUGUAAAUGUUUUCCUAACUCGAAGCUCGUAUCUUGCGAGAAUAUGCAAGCAACAACGACGUUUCCUCGAGGUGUAUUCAACAACGAUACAAAAUGGUUGAUAAUCGAGAAAAGCAGCAUCACAAAUCUCACUAAAGACGACUUCAUAGGUCUUCCUGUCUUGGAAAAGCUUGACAUGAGCGAAGGAAUCUUGAAUUACAUACAAGACGGGACAUUUCAGGAGCUUUUGAACUUAAAAUAUGUUUCACUGAAAGACAAUAAGCUCGCGUCUUUCGUGCCUGGAAUAUUUGCAAAUCUCUCGAAAUUAGAGCUCGUUCACUUGAGUAAAAAUCCCUUUGAAUCCCUGCCAGAUGGCAUCUUUGAAAACAGUCCGUUAAAGAAGCUAUAUAUUACGCAUUCUAAGCUGAAUUCAACGGGAUUAAACGGCAUCGGCAGCGGAGGUGUGACCAAAACCAUUACUGAGCUGCAUGUAGAUUACUCAAACAUACCUCGUUUGGCAAAGAAUCAGUUCAGUGGCCUAUCAAAUUUAGAAAAAAUCGGUUUGCUUUCCUGCAAUAUUCAGUAUAUCGGUGCAGAUUUCCUGCAGGGGACAAAGGUCAAAAUUGUUGAUUUAUAUAGCAACAAUAUCGUUCAAAUAGACCCGGAUGCUAUGAGUGGAAUUACGAUUGAAUGGUUUGAUUGUAGAUAUUGUGGUCUUACUACAGAGAAAGUGUUUGGGAAUGAUAGUUUUUUGCUAAAAAUGACUUCGCUUGAACGGUUAGAUCUCGGCCACAAUGAAAUCACACAGGUUCCGAAAGGCGCAUUUGAAGGGCUGACAAAACUGACCACUUUGUUGCUAUUUUAUAACAAUAUAUCAACCAUCGAGGAAAAUCCAUUCACCGAACUGAAACUGGAAUCUUUUGGCAUACAAGAAAAUCCAUUCAACUGCGAUUGCCAUCUUGCUUGGUUUCAUAAGUAUGCACUGGUUGAAAUUGGUAAUGACUUGACCGGCAAGGAUGUUCUGAAGAAAAUGAAAUGUGCAUCUCCUAGCAACCUAGCUGGCAAAAUAUUUCCUGAUCUGAAUGCGAGCCAGUUCUGCUGCACCCCAACCAAAGGUUCUGCUCCUGUUUGUGGCAACGAUACUAGCAAAGCAAUGACACUACGACCAAUUAUUAGCAUGUUGCUGAUGCCGUAUUGCUUAAUAUUUUUAUUUACUAUUUUCCCACCAUGGUGAUAACAUGAAUAAUGAACGUUUUAAAUCACAGUGUGUUUCAAUUAAAAUGGAAGUGAAUUCCGUGUGUGAACAAUCGGUUUGUUUGCAAAAUAUGCAACGAAUUGCUGGUUAAGAUUUUGAGGGUAUACUGUAUAUCAUGUAUUUAUUUCAACUUGGGG
Dendronephthya gigantea is the source of this 1426-nucleotide messenger RNA. RefSeq names its product leucine-rich repeat-containing protein 15-like. Lineage: Eukaryota; Metazoa; Cnidaria; Anthozoa; Malacalcyonacea; Nephtheidae. The record is from RefSeq and is a predicted model, not a curated record. The transcript has a single exon. Gene Ontology annotation, molecular function: protein binding. Bases 99 to 1268 code for a protein of 389 amino acids.